AUGAAGAGCCUGCUGCUUCUCUCCGUUCUGGCCGCCUUGGCCCUGGCAGCUUUGUGUUAUGAAUCUCAUGAAAGCAUGGAAUCCUAUGAAAUCAGUCCCUUCAUUAACAGGAGAUACGCUAAUACCUUCAUAUCCUCACAGCAGAGAUGGAGAGCUAAAGCUCAAGAGAGAGUCCGAGAACGCACCAAGCCUGCCUACGAGAUCAACCGGGAAGCCUGUGACGACCACAAACUCUGCGAGCGCUACGCCAUGAUUUACGGAUACAAUGCAGCCUACAACCGCUAUGCCCGGCAGCUCAGAGGGCGCAAAUGA
This is a messenger RNA of Pipistrellus nathusii (Nathusius's pipistrelle), 312 nucleotides long. The record is from the annotation of a GenBank genome assembly. NCBI's taxonomy places the organism in Eukaryota, Metazoa, Chordata, Mammalia, Chiroptera, Vespertilionidae.